Molecule: messenger RNA, 2003 nt
Organism: Fundulus heteroclitus (mummichog)
Lineage: Eukaryota; Metazoa; Chordata; Actinopteri; Cyprinodontiformes; Fundulidae
Gene: zpcx
Product: zona pellucida protein C
Exons: 9
Coding region: 30-1958 (642 amino acids)
Biological process (GO): binding of sperm to zona pellucida; egg coat formation; positive regulation of acrosome reaction
Cellular component (GO): extracellular matrix
Molecular function (GO): acrosin binding
Source: RefSeq, a predicted model, not a curated record
AGAGUUGUUGGCCCAGUUUGAGGCUCACAAUGGGUACAGUACAGCAAGUUCUUUGGAGCGUCCUUUGGGGCGUUAUUGCUGUUCAGUCUUUUCAGAGGCCUGAAGAUGCCAUGUUUCCUCAGGAUUUUCCUGGCCCGUUUGAUAAUAAUUGGCUCUUUCCAUUUGAAGGAAACCUGGACUUUCCACCGUUGGACACCAUCUUCAGCUCGUGGCAGAAAUGGAGCCCUGACUUCCACAUGCUGGCCGAAUUUCCUCCCACUAUGAACCUUCCAAGGGUCCAGGUGUCUUGUGAUGAAACCAAACUGACUCUGCUGGUCGACAAGAAAGCGUUCGGCCUCACGUUGACCGCAGAGGACAUCCAGCUGGGCAACGGCUGCUACAGCAACAAAGAGGAACCGAGUCAUCUUGUGUUUGAUUAUAACUUGGAUCAAUGUGGAACAACCCCUGUGCUCCAGAACGGCUUGCAGGCGUUCACUAACUCGCUCCACUUGAAUCUCAGAACUCCAGCCACUCCUUGGCAAACGCUCCCAACAAUUCACAUUUCCUGCAUACCAAAGAGGUUUCACACAGAACCAAACUUUAUCUCCCAACCGUCUUGGACUGCGAAGAGAUUUGACCUCCAAGCCAUGAAUCCAUCCUGGACACAUACGGCAGAAUCGAAUGUCUACAAAAGAGGCCUGUUGGUCAGACUGCAAGUUUCUGCUGAAACUAGACCUGGUCAGCAGCUUUUCAUCCAUUCCUGCUUUGUCUCGUCGUCUCCCGAGCCCCAGACUAGACCGAGACACGCAGUCAUACUAAAUAAAGGGUGUGCAUCCUCUCUGGGUUCUCCACAUACUGUUGCUCGGUUUGCAGCCACCAACCGAGCUGAUGUGGUGAAGUUCAUGCUCAAUACAUCUUAUCUCAUUGCUGAGCUGUAUAUCCAUUGUAGUGUGGUCCUGUCAGAUCAGGGAGUCAACGUUGCAUCCAAAUCCUGCAACUACAACAUGACCAGCUCAAGAUGGGAGGAACUAAGCGGUGAUGCGGACGUCUGUGCCUGCUGUAGGUCAAAGUGUAAAGGCCCAUCAAUCAAGAACCUUCCUGAUGAGGCCAAGGCAGUCGUCAGCGUUGGCCCCUUGAUGAUUGUAGAUGAAUGGGAGUUGAUUCCCACGCUUCCAGACACCAAGCCACUUGCUGCCUCUGGCUCAUCCUUACCCACCACCAUGAGGGCCAGCGCUCCUGCAGAAGACGACAUCAUUUCUGCUGCUUUUCCAGCACAAGCUGAGCUUCAGUCCUCCUCACAAGGUGUUUUAGUGGUGCGCCAGGAGCCAACAGCCAGGCUGACUAUGUGGUUACCAGGACAAGAUCUCACCUCUCAGCCUGAUGGGUUACUGGUUCAAGAUGGCUAUUCUGUUCAGGAAGUUUCAACCGCAUAUGGAAAUUCUCUGACUCGACCCACAAACGAAACGGAUGAAUCUCCUAGUGGAUCUUCACAGUGGGACAUGAAGCUGGUAACGCCAGCUGAUGGCUUGCAGAUCCCUCAACAAGAAAACGAGGUUGAGGAAUUUCAAAGCAAAAGCAGAAAUGGAAGAUCUGGGAACUCUGACACAGAAGCGGCACAGCCUGACUUCUCGCUUCCCACUGAAAUAAAUGUGAACCUCAUGCUGGUUGAAAAGCCAAAAGUUGCCAUGCCAGAUGCCACAGCAGAGAAGAUACAAAUGAAAUGGCCAUCAGAUGAUCCAGCUGUAUCUUCUGAGAUGCAGAUGGAUGCAGAGGCGGGGCCUGAUGAAGAGGUCCAGCCAGUAAUUCGCACAAAACUAGAAUUUUCAAAGGGGGCAGAUGGGUCAAAGAGGCUGAGUUACGAGGAAGAAUUGAAACAGGAGAAAAGGCAUGCAAAGGAUAACUUGAAGAGGAAGCCCAGACUCAAGGGGCUGCGCUCAACAUUUCUGGAUUUGUUGAGGAAAAUGGACAAGGAAGAAUGAUACAAAUGAGUAUCUUGCAACAAAAUAAAGCGUCUCUUUAAUAAC